UUGGCUUCCCCCUCCCCGAGUCUGCAGCCGCGUCUCCAGGGGCAACAGCAAUGGCGGCCCCCUUGUCCGAGCGGCUCUUCUCGCUGGAGCUGCUCGUAGACUGGGUGCGUCUUGAAGCCGGGCUGCAACCGCCGCCGCCCGUGGUCGCGGUGGAGGAGGAGCAAGAGGAGGCCGAAGAGGAGGAGGAGGAGGCAUCGCCCCCACGGCUGUCGCGCGACUUGUGCCCCGCCGUGGCCUUCCGCCUGCUGGACUUUCCCACGCUGCUGGUUUACCCUCCUGAAGGCCCGGGAGCCCCAGCCCCGGAACCCCGGCCCGGCCUGGUCAGCUUCGGUCGCGGCAAGUCCUGUCUUUUCCGCCUGCACCCCGCCACCCUGUACCGCCUGCUCCUUCGGACCCCGCUUUACACCUUGCUACUGCAGCUGCCCCCUGGGCGUCCGACUCCCGCCCCGCAGCUCCUGGGUGCCUGUAGCAUCUCGCUGGCCGCCGCCGCCCACAAGGUCCUGGGACAGGCCGCCUCCGGCUGCUCCCAGGGUCAUCGAGGAAGUUUCCCUCUGCAUAACCAAGUUGGGGAGCGGAUUGGGGACAUUGCUCUGGGCUACCGCUUGACUGAUUUGGGAAGCAGCUUGUUGGGUCAUCUUGAGAGGCCAGUCAUUUCCACAAGAGGUGGGAUAGAGCGUGUAGAGGUCCGUUCCCAAACCCCGCAGGAAGAACAGCAACCAAACUCGGAGCCAAGAACAAGAGAUGCUGAUAGCUUUCUCAUGGGUUUAAAAAUCCCAAAGGCACAGAAGGAUUUGGAGGAAAAAGCUUUCCACAGUAAGACCAACUCUGGUAACACGGUUUCUGUGGGGCAUGGCAAAACCAACUCUAUUUGUUCAAAUCCUAGUGUGCGGAGCGUUAGCCCCCCAAAUCAGGAAGUCACAGAGUUAGACAUUGAAACCAACACAUUUUGCCCUCCUCCUCUGUAUUACACUCAUUUGACCCAAGAAAAGAUGCCUCCUGUACAGGGUACAAUCACCAUUAAGCCUCAAAUAAAUGUACCUGAGGAAUUGGAUGGUAUUUUUCUGGAGGAAAAUCGUGCAGCUGCCCCAACACAUACUGAUUCUCUGAAACAUAAUUCUGGGACACACGAGAGUCCUCCAAUGCUCAUAAAUCCUCCGUAUGUUCAGGAUGUAGGAGCAAGUGAUCAAACCACGGAUCAUGCUCGUACUGAACGAGAUAGAAUUACUACAAUAAGGCAGCUGCCUUUGUUAAAUGCUCUGUUGGUUGAGUUGUCUGUGUUAUACAACCAACCUGUGGCAAGCCCUACUCAAAUACAUCCUCACUUAGCCUGGUUAUAUAGAACUGAGGAUAAGAAGUCACCAGAAUCUUCUGCCAAAUGCACAUGUAAAUCUGAAUCUAAGGAUAAGCUUUCUAUGGGGGGAAAUGAAAAGUCAGUGAAUCUUCAGUAUAAAAAGAACCAAGUUGAAAAUCUCAAAAAAGGUAAACAUUUUGAAAAGAACAGUAGUAACCCUCCCAAAAGAGUUCCGAGGGGGAAGCUGCUUUACGGUUUAACAAAUACACUUAAACUACGUUUAAAGCAGACAAAUCCUGGUAUGUUGGUAAUACAUGAAAAAAGAGAGCAGUAUAGAAAAAUGCAAGCACAAAUGUUGGGUACAAACUUAAGAAUUCCAUCAUCCAAAGUUAAAGUAUUAAGCUUUGCAGAACAACAUCGGAAGCCACAUCAACUGCCUAAAGAUAAGUGUUUGGAAUUAGAUGCAUCUUUUGCUGAAAACAGUGAUACCUCAAAGCAAAUCAGUGGAGUUUUUGAUGACCCUAAGACAGCUAACGAAACUAAACUGAAAUGUGCAACUGAAAAAACUGUAGACUAUGGUGAACAUAGAACAAAUAAUGGUUUAUUGGAAGAAAUUGUGAGUCCUGCAAAUUCCAUUGGCCCAGAAGGGUUUACUCAUGCAAGUAUUUUGGAAGGAAAAAUGGAAAUGAAAGUCCAAAGUCCAUGUGUUUUCCAGCAAGUUGCAGUUGUUGACAGAAUUGCUGUAGAUAAAGAAAUAGAUGAUAAACAGGUCAAACCCACUGAUGAUAUUCUUACUGAUGAAAUCAGUGAAAACAAACCAAGUAGAAAUAAUUGCUCUGAAAGCAUCUCAGAACUAAAGUAUUCAGAUGACUUUAACAGCCUUUGCUCUUCUGAAGAUUUCUGUACCACUGAGGAUAGUAGCAAAAUUUUACAAGCUCAUGAUAGCAGUCCAGGGGCAGAAAAUACAAAACAUAAUCAAUACACAAGUAAGUCUAGUGAAACAAUACUGUCCAUAAGAAAAAACAGCAGUGAAAAGAGUUCUAUUCUUAGCCCACCUUUUUCAGCUGGAUCACCAGUAUACUCAUAUAAAAGAUCUCAUAUUUCAAAGAUUCAAGAUACAAGUUUAGAGGAAGUGUCUAGUAUAUCUACCAGUGAUUUAUCUUCAUCACAUUGGACUGAGGAAAAAGAAAACCAGAUAGAUCGAAACAGUAUGCAUAAUUCUAAAGUUAUAAAGAGGGGUCAGGACAUCUCUAUUAAACUUAAAACAAGAACUGGUUGCAAGUCUUCAGAAAAAAGCCAGUCACCUCGGACAUCUCAAGUGAGUUCUUAUCUGCCAUCUAAUUUGUCAGAGCUAGAACUUAAUGUCCUGGAUAGCAGUACACCAGAUCACUUGGCCGAAGAUGAUGAAUUUCCUUCCCUAAAUAUUUCCAAGCAAUGCAAAGAUAUUUGCGAAUUAGUGAUAAAUAAACUUCCAGGAUAUACAGUGUAAAAAUAUGUGCUUUUAAAAAACAUUUCAUUUUUUAUAACCUAUGUGUACUGUUAGUGAAACAAUUUUUAUAAUUCUGUACAUUAUUUUAGUACAUAAAUUACAUGAGUAAUUCUUUUUAAGAAGUAUGUUAUUUUGAUGUCUAGAUAGUAUUUAUUAAGUUGAACAACAUUAAUCAUGAAAUCACCUUAUAAUCUUGGUAAGAUUUAAGUUGUUUAAUCUUAAAAGAAUAAAAGUGUCUUUCUGAAUUAUCUCAAAGUAUCUAUCUGAAAGCGUCAGUCAUCCUAAAGCAGACUUCAGGCACACCAGUACAAAAAGGCUAGUUAAUAAGGAUAACCUCAGAUUUUAAUGGGAAUAAGUCAUUUAACAAAUAUGAAAGAACUCACUGUGUGAGAUGCAGAAAGGUACAAAAAUAUUUAAGGUAUAGCCCCUGUAGGUAGAGCUUACUGUUUUAUAUAGUCAUGAAUUCUUUUUUUUUUUUUUUUUAAAGAUUUUAUUUAUUUAUUCGACAGAGAUAGAGACAGCCAGUGAGAGAGGGAACACAAGCAGGGGGAGUGGGAGAGGAAGAAGCAGGUUCAUAGCAGAGGAGCCUGAUGUGGGGCUCGAUCCCAGAACGCUGGGAUCACGCCCAGAGCCGAAGGCAGUUGCUUAACCGCUGUGCCACCCAGGCGCCCCAUAUAUAUUCAUGAAUUCUUUAGCAAAGUCUUGGAUACAUACACAUCCCAUAUCCCCAAUAGGUGAAGUCCUUUUUAUAUGCUGUCA
This is a messenger RNA of Ailuropoda melanoleuca (giant panda), 3539 nucleotides long. It is a transcript of the gene MAP10, whose product is annotated as microtubule associated protein 10. Gene Ontology annotation, biological process: positive regulation of cytokinesis; cytoplasmic microtubule organization; mitotic spindle midzone assembly. Bases 51 to 2780 code for a protein of 909 amino acids. Lineage: Eukaryota; Metazoa; Chordata; Mammalia; Carnivora; Ursidae. Gene Ontology annotation, cellular component: mitotic spindle pole; midbody; mitotic spindle midzone. Gene Ontology annotation, molecular function: microtubule binding. The record is from RefSeq and is a predicted model, not a curated record. The transcript has a single exon.